This is a messenger RNA of Nezara viridula (southern green stink bug), 1916 nucleotides long. Lineage: Eukaryota; Metazoa; Arthropoda; Insecta; Hemiptera; Pentatomidae. The record is from the annotation of a GenBank genome assembly.
AUAAAUAUUGAAUAUAGUCGCUUCACAUCUGUCAUGAAAUGUAAAUGUAUAAAGAUCAAUAACAAGAAACGAUUCCCUUUCAAUUCUGUUUAAAUGUCAGACAGAAUAAUGUUGUUUCUUCUGGGCUUCUUUACAUUGACUCUUACGAUUCUAUCUAUCUCAGCUUCAGAAGACGCAGUAAAACCAAAUUCAAACGACCCGGUCUCAUUUCUCUGCCAUGAAGGCGAAUUCUUUAUUAAAACCAGAAGGAAUCAUUCCGAAGCCAACAGGGGAAGACCAGGCGAAUGGAAAACAGCUUGCGAAAAUGAAGUACUUGAACUAGACUGUGGUGAAGAUAAAACAGUGAGAAUCAUUGACGUGGAGUACGGAAGAAGUGACGGGACAACAUGCCAUCGAUAUCCACACUUCUUCAUGUCAUGUUCGUCAAGCGAAGCAUAUCACAAAGUUCAUCAAAGGUGCGAUAACAAAGAAAGAUGUACGAUCGUAGCCAACACAGAUGAAUUCGGUGAUCCAUGCCCAGGCAUCAUUAAAUAUUUAAAGGUCAAACACAGGUGCGAACCAGUUGAGCCGGACACCUUAAAGCAAGUUGUGAUUUGUGAGAAUGAUAGCAAGACUCUGAAAUGCCCAAAAGGAACAUAUCUCAUGAUAGCCGAAGCAUUUUAUGGAAGGGCAGAUAAAAGUACUUGUCCGCAUCCGAAAAUAAAAGAUACCAACUGCUCGGCAAAAAACGUCAUGGACAUCGUUGGCGCAAAGUGUGAUCAAAAGGAACAAUGUGAACUGACCGCUUCCAACAGUUGGUUCAGAAACCCAUGCAAAGGGACCCACAAAUACCUCAUGGUUGAUUAUCAAUGUAUUGUAGACGACUUAGGUUACGCAGCAGCUUGCGAAAAUGGAAACAUGGAAAUAGUUUGUAAAAACAGUUCUGUGAUCAACGUGGUGAGAGCUGAGUAUGGAAGGGGACACCCGUUCGUCUGCAACAACAGCCCAACUCCGAUAAAGCCCAAAGGAUGUUCCAGCCCUAACGAAAUUGCCAUUGUGUAUGGAAGAUGUCAAGGAAAGAGCCGCUGCGUCAUACCAGCCACAAAUGAGGUUUUUGGUGAUCCCUGUAAAGGCACUGCAAAAUAUCUGGAGCUAGAUUAUUUCUGUGGAGAAAUAUGGGAUCCAGAAGAUUCACCGGGGGCGCCAAUCAUAAAAGAUGUAACCAAGAGCACUGUAACAUUUACUUCAGAAAAGCUAAAUAAAACCACAUCUUCAGAGUAUAAGACACAGAUGAAGGGAGCAGAUGAGAAGGAUUGGUCUGACGUUCUGGACGGAAAAGCUUUCGACUUGGGAAAAGAACUCUCAAUCGGCGGCCUGGACCCGAAUGACCAAUUGGACAUUAGAGUUGUGAAGAAAAAGGAGGAUCUGUCGUCGUGCAUUCCUUUCGCCAGAUUUAGAACAAAAUCUUGAAAAUUGUCUUAAUCAUCUUUAUAUGGCUUCUAAUAAUGCCAAUAAAUAUUACUAUUUUUAGUUAUUAGUAGUUUUUACUAUGUUUCCUUCAAAUAAAUAAAAUUAUAAUAACUAGUUGGUCCAGACGAAUAAUUCGUACAGUGUAUUCGUCAAAAAUACUAAUUCAAUUUGGAAAUAAAUAAAUUCAAUGUAUUAUAACAUCAAAGGAUUCAUUUUCAUUUCCUUGUGCUCACUAGCGGAUCCAGGAUUUAAUUUUGGGGGUGGGGCUUUAGCCCGAAAGCUUUUUUUUUUCAUAAAAGUAACGAUAAUUACCUUGGAAAAUAAGAAAGAAACUAAGUACCUAUAUGAACUAGUGUUUAAGUGAUUCCUAAAGCCCUUUUAAAUGUAAUUACACGAAUAAUUAUAUUUUAAGAGAUAGUUUUUAAAUAUUUUUUUCGAUAAAGCAUGGUUAUAUUUUACCAUUUUUG